Molecule: messenger RNA, 1458 nt
Organism: Andrographis paniculata
Lineage: Eukaryota; Viridiplantae; Streptophyta; Magnoliopsida; Lamiales; Acanthaceae
Product: GDSL esterase/lipase At5g45910-like
Exons: 5
Coding region: 105-1280 (391 amino acids)
Molecular function (GO): hydrolase activity, acting on ester bonds
Source: RefSeq, a predicted model, not a curated record
UCGCGUCGUCUUCUUCAAAAGCCAUUUAUAUCCCCACCGAAAAUUCAGUCACUGGUAGGCGCGGCGGCUGCCGUAGUUCAUUUAUCGCUACUAAGCCACCAUUAAUGUCCGUGUUAUUACUUCCUAAGCUCUGUCAUCGUCGUUGUCGUCCGUCUUUUGUUAUUACAAUGAGCGCAGUGUUCAACUUCUACCUCGUCAUUGCCAUUUCCGGCGCGGUUUCCGCCUCGCCGCCGCUUAACUACCACUCGAUUUUCAGCUUCGGCGAUUCCCUCGCCGACACCGGAAACCUCCUCCUCUCCGGCGCCGUCAAAUUCCACGUCAUCGGCCAGCCGCCCUACGGCGAGACGUUCUUCAAACGCGCCACCGGCCGCUGCUCCAACGGCCGCCUCGUCAUCGACUUUAUCGCUGAGGCAUAUGGACUGCCUUACCUACCGCCGUACUUAGCCGUCGCCGGCCACAGCCGAGAAAAAAUCGAGCACGGAGUAAACUUCGCCGUCGCCGGAGCGACGGCAUUGGACGCCCGAUUCUUCUACGAGAGGAAGAUUGGGGCCAUCUUAUGGACCAACGACACUCUGAGAGUGCAGCUUGAGUGGUUCAGGAAGAUGAAACCGACGAUCUGCUCUACCAAACAAGACUGCGGGAGGUACUUUGAGAGAUCGCUGUUCAUGGUGGGGGAGAUCGGCGGUAAUGACUACAACUACCCUUUCUUUGUCGGCGGAACCAUGGCAGAGCUCAAAGCUAUGGUGCCAUUGGUGGUUGAAGCUAUUGCAGCCGCCACAUCUGUGUUGAUCGAGGAAGGUGCGACGGAGAUGGUGGUGCCGGGGAACUUGCCGAUCGGGUGCAACUCAGUUUAUCUGACGCUGUUCCGUACAGACAAAAAGGAAGCGUACGAUAAAAACGGGUGUCUGAAAGCCUACAAUGGCUUCUCCAAAUACCACAAUUCUCAGCUCAAGGCAGCCUUGGCGAAGCUGCGGCGGAAAUACCCUAAUGCGAAGAUCAGUUACGCAGACUAUUACGGCGCAGCUAAGAGAUUCUUCCACGCCCCCAAACAUUACGGGUUUACAGAGGGGGCAUUGGUGGCGUGCUGCGGAGGGGGUGGACCGUACAACUUCAACAACUCGGCGAGAUGCGGGCACGUCGGGUCGAAGGCGUGUCGGGAUCCGACAAGAUACGCGAAUUGGGAUGGAAUUCAUCUGACUGAGGAUGCUUACCGACAUAUUGCCAUGGCACUGCUUCAUGGCUCAUCUGCUUCCCCACCAUUUUCUUUUUCCCCUAAUUAAUUAAUUAAUUAAUGUUUUUUUACGUACAUUUGAUCUGUCUUCAUCGUCCUUCUUGAUCACCUUCAUCAUCGUACUUGCUCUGUGCUGUGACUCUGAUUCUUUUCAGACUUCCCUUUGAAUACAGUUACUGUUUUUUUGAAUGUUUCUUCACACCCCCUUGAGUUGCUGUCCUGAAAUA